AGACUCGGGCCGGUAGCUGGAGAGUGUGUCUAGCCGGCCGGAGGCGGCGAGGCUCCCCCAGGGAAAGGGAGGCGAGGGCGCCGGCACGCUGGAUGCGAGCGGCGCGGCCAGGGCUGGGCUGGAGGGAAUCCUCGGGACGCCUAGGCAGGGUGUAGCGUUCCGAUCGGCUGCACGACGUCUCCCAGAGCGACCCGGCCGAAGGGGCGAAAACAGAGAGGCCGGAACUUGGCAGCCUUCGCUGCUGAGUAGCGCUCGAAGCCCAUGAACCCGCAGCUCUGGCCAGCACCGGCCUCGUUCUCAGGGGACCCGCCGCUGCCGCCCCUCGGGCUCCCGCGCUUCACCAACUCCUGUAACUCUUCCCCAAGUCCACCUCAGUUUAGAAGCCCAAGUCAGCUUCCCCGAUGCGCGCGAACGUUCCCAUUUGUCGCUCCCGAACUCUGGCUGAGUUACUUCGUCUGGGAGGAGCAAACAGCACUUGACUAUGGCUCGGGUUGGAAAUUCGUAGUUUGGUGUUCAAGGGGCGGGGCGGACCCCAGGGUUUCCGGAAGGACAGCCGAGGUUUGGGGGGAGAUUAGCCGCGGCCAGCUGGACCGAGGCUUUUUGUUGUCGCCUCCGCCGGUCCCCGGGUUCCCGUGCUGUUCGAAUUCACUAUACAGCUUUGAUCUGGGGCGCUGAACACCAUCAGAUUUAGUUGAAGUGGGAGUGAAGCAGAUAGAUUUUUCUAUUCUCGGCAACUUCAUAGGGAUGCUCUAGACGUCACCUAGAAACGCAGCCUUUGAAAGGUCGUUUUCUCCUUGUUCAUUGAUUUGCUGUCCCUAAAUGGUACUACCUGAGAAGGCCACUUGGAGCAUACGGAAGGUCAGGCCGGCUCUGGCAAGAUUUUAAACAUGGAAAGCUAUUCCUCUGAUAGUGCCAUCUCUCUCUAUUCUAGCAGAGAGAGAGACUCACCUGCAGGUGUUUCUCCAAUAGCAUGGGAAGGUAGUAUAUUAAGUCCCGGAUCCUAGGCCCUAAGAGGAGAGCGACUGCUUUCUGCUGUCAAGGAUGGCCAAACCCACUCUGAGAGAACACAGCACUAACUCCGAAAGCUUACGGCAGCGCUUCAGAAGAUUCCAUUACCGGGAGGUGUCUGGGCCCCGCGAGGCUUUCAGCCAACUAUGGGAACUCUGCUGUCGGUGGCUGAGGCUGGAGGUUCGGACCAAGGAGCAGAUUGUAGAGCUGUUGGUGCUAGAGCAGUUCCUGACCGUGCUACCUGGGGAGAUCCAGAACUGGGUACAGAAGCGCUGUCCAGAAAAUGGAGAGGAGGCGGUGACCCUGGUGGAAGGCCUAGAAAGAGAGCCAGGAAGACCUGAACAUUCGGUGAGAAGGAGGGUCACAGUCUCUGUGAAGGGGCAGGAAAUGCACUCGAAGAAGAUAACGCCCCUGAAAUCACCACAGGAGUUAUUAAGUGUUCUGCAGGAGUCAGUGGAACCCCAGCCCAGGGGUGUAUCCAAGACAGAGAGGGCAAGAAGCCCAGCCCUGGGACUACAGGAGCAGAUGACCCAAAAAGAGCUCAAACCCUUUCAAAGGAGCGGUCUGGACUUCCCAAAUGCUGGGCUGGUUUCAAGGUUGGAUCAAGGAGAGCCUUGGAUCCCAGAUCUGCUCAGCAUCAAGGAAAAGGAUGUCCCAAAAGGCAGCAGCACAGGAGACAGACCAUUACCAUUCAGGAGAGAGAGAAACAGCUGGAUGGAACAGGAUCACUGGGUCUUUGAUGAUGAGAAGGUGGUGGGUGUGCACUGGGGCUAUGAAGAAACUAGAACACUCCUCGCAAUUCUCAGUCAAACUGAAUUUUAUGAAGCUCUCCAAAACUGCCACAGGAACAGCCAAGUGUAUGGGGCUGUAGCUGAGAGGCUUCGUGCCUAUGGUUUCCUCCAGACCCUGGAACAGUGCCGGACCAAGUUCAAAGGCCUUCAGAAGAGCUACAGGAAGGUCAAGAGUGGUCAUCCACCUGAUACCUGCCCCUUUUUUGAAGAGAUGGAAGCCCUGUUGACUGCCCAGAUCAUUGCAUUGCCCAUUAAUGGCCUGGAAGAGGCAGCGUCCCAUUCUGGCCAGGCUGGCAGUGAUACUGAGACUAAGGAGCCAGGACAGAGCACCUGUCAGCAUAAGGCUGGAGAUGAGGCUAUGGCUGAAAGGUCUGACAGUGAUGACCUGGAGGCAACCCCCCUGGACCCUGACAGCCCACCUGUACCUGUGCUGUUCUGAAGCCCACGUGGUGUACACUGGGGCUAUGAAGAAACCAAGACUUACCUUGCAAUUCUGAGUGAGACUCAGUUCUACGAAGCCCUCCAGAACUGUCACCACAACAGCCAGUUAUACGGAGCAGUUGCUGAGGAAUUAUGGGAAUAUGGCUUCCUUAGGACCCCAGAGCAAUGCCAAACCAAAUUUAAAAGCCUACAAGCCGGCUAUCGGAAAGUCAAAAAUGGCCACGCACCAGAAACCUGCCCCUUCUUUGAAGAAAUGGAAGCUUUGCUGAGCGCCCGAGUUGCUCCCCCACCCAGUGAUGACCAGGAGGAGGAAACAGCUUCUUGCUGCCUCCAGCGAGCCCGUGAGACUGAAGCUGAGAAGCAAGGGGACACAGAAGAUUCAAGUGAUGAAGAUGAUCCUGAGAUACCUCCAGGAGCUGUUAUAACCCGUGCCCCAGUCUUAUUCCAGAGCCCCAUUGGUUGUGAGGUUGGAUUUGAUAAUGAAGAGAAUCCAAAACAAGAUAUUUCUGAGGAAGUGAGGCUGCACAGGACAUUACUUGCAAGGUCUGAAAGGAAAAUUCUCCGUCAUGUUAAUCAAGGUAAAGCUAGUAAGAACGAAUGUUCAUCAGAAAGCCAGUGGAAAACACAAAUAGAGAAAAAAAGAAAACUGGCAUUCGCAGAGAAGAGUGUAGGUAAGGUCCUGACUUAUCAGAGACCAGGCUUGGGAGAUAGACCCUAUAAAUAUCCCAGAUAGGGCAAAAACUUUGGCUCGAAGUCCCAUCCCAUGAAUCAGGCAUCCCAUCAGGUAGAGAAUCCUUACAAAUGUACUGACUGUGGGAAAAGUUUCAGUCGUGGAGUGCAUGCCUCGUCAGACACCGAACGAAGAAUCCACACUGGAGAAAAACCUUAUAAGUGUCUUGACUAUGGGAAAGGUUUCCGUGACAGUUCCAAUUUCAUUACCCACCGGAGAAUCCACACAGGAGAAAAACCUUAUCAGUGUGGUGAAUGUGGAAAACGCUUCAAUCAGAGCUCAAGCCUUAUAAUUCACCAAAGAACCCACACAGGAGAAAAACCGUAUCACUGUGAAGAAUGUGGAAAAAGUUUCAAUAACAGUUCUCAUUUCAAUGCACAUAGGAGGAUACACACAGGAGAGAGACCCCACGUGUGUCCUGACUGUGGUAAGAGUUUUAGUGAGAGUUCUGACUUACGUGCACAUCACAGAACCCACACAGGAGAGAAACCUUACAGGUGCUGUGACUGUGGCAAGUGCUUCAGUAAGAGCUCUGCCCUUAAUAAACACCAAGAGAUCCAUAUACAAGAAAAGCAGCUGGCACAGUCAGUGUUUGAGUAAGCUCCCGAGGAAGGGCCUCAGUAAAUGUACUGUUAAAACAGUCCUCUCCUGUUUUGUGCCCAGCCAGCUUAGGGAGCACUCCUCUAUUUUUGCCAUUGUUUAUUUCUUAUGCUUCCAGAUCUAGAUGAGGCAAAUGUCAGUUUGAAGAUAAAAAGUAGAUUUUGGUCUGAACUGGGGGCAGUACCUCUUCCCCCUCAGUGCCCGUGUUGUCCCUUAAAGAUGACAUGGUAGUAUAGACCUCCUGUAUCUCCUUCACUCAGCGCACAUCAUCCUGUGCGUCCUGUCAUUCAAUGCACUUCAACAGGAAAACCGAUCUCAGCAGCUUUUCAAAAAGUUGUGAGACUUUGCUCAUUAAUUGGGCCACCUUGCUCACUUAAACCUGUGUAUACUCGUCUUUAAGGAGUUUAAAGUCCAUCGUGGUUCUAUCUGGGGCUGGGGAGGUAGCUCAGUGGUAGAGCACUUGCCUAGUAUGCACAAGGCCCUGGGUUCACACCACACACACACAAAAACAGAGCAAGAGCGUGAGAAUGGGGUGGUGGUGCAGAUAGUUAGGGAAACAAUGUAAGCCUCUAUAAACACUGAAAUAGUUUCUUUCGGAUUCUACAGGAUUAUAAUAGAAUAUAUGUCAUUUACAGCAUUUUGUUUGAUUUUUCUCUUUUUUUCCCCCCUCCUUUCCUUCUCCCCUUCAUCAAAAUUUCAUCUGUCCCUUGUAGACUAGAAGCCAGAAGAGCAAACUAGGGAAGUGAUAGGAAAAGCAGUUAAAGCCGCCAACAAGUUACCUAUUUUUCCUACACUCCACACACCUAGUAUCAUGUUAUAUAGCCUGUGGGUGCUCCAUACUAAUUGUAAGGACACACACAUACACACAAACACACACACGGUAAAAGUAUCUAUUUAAACACAAGUAAUUACAGGUUUUCACAAUAAAAUGGUAUUGAAUUAAUUCCCAUAUAUUUAGAGAUGUAUGAUAAGCCCUGUACAGUACAAGGGAAAGACCCUACCCUUGUCCUUAUACUGGGAAACAGAAAGUACAUGGACAGAUGGGCACAGAUAUAUGUCGCAACAUUUAUUAUUUUUUAAAGACAGGGUCUCACUAUGUAGCCCUGGUUGACCUGGAACUCACUAUGGAGAUUACACUGGACUUGAACUCACAGAGAUCCAACUGCUUUAGUCUUCAAAGUGCUAGGGUUAAAGGUGCAUCGCCAUGACAGGCUAAACUGUUUUAAAAGAAAUUUCGUAAGCUUAGUAGCAUUACUACACAAGACAUAAGUUUCAACCUAACUUGCUCUGAAAAAAAUCUGGAAAGCAUUUAUUCAGGAAACAGUAAGCAUUCAAAGGAAGGAAAGUAACUAGGUAAAUUAGAGUGGGACAGAUUUUUCCAAACUAGUUGUAAAAUUGGUGCUAGGAGAAUAAGGAAAUGGGAAAACAGCAAAGCAAAGGACAGAAGAUAUUAAGUUCACUAAAGCUCGAAGGAGGAAAAAAAUAAUGAAUGCAUGAUAUAAUAGCUGUACAACAGGCUGAGAAUCAACUUAGCAGAGACAGCGAAUGUUAGAGGGAGACGCUGAGUUGUACUGUGCCAUGCUUACUGAUGACAGGAAAAAACAGGUUUUAAGAGAUUAGCUCAUUUGGGAGAUAAACAUCAGAAAUUACUAUCUAUUGAAGAUACUUUGAUGAGGUCAGAGAAAAGGUGAACAUGACCAGAUGGCCAAGACCUGGAAUAACUAAUUCUUACAUUUAUUAAAAUAUCCAUGGCUAGAUUAAGAUCUGAGAUAGUAGUGAGAAUAUAGACUAUUCUAAAAUUUAUUAGGAUGAGAAAUUAAUUAGGGUUCUGCUAUUAAGGAAUUCUAAACAAAGAACUAACAGCAAUUAAGGGAAAAUGGUAUCUCAGUUAUGCUGCCCAUGAAGCAAGAAGGUGCAAGAAACCUGACGCAGGGCCUCAGGAUCUGAGAUAGCUUUGCAAGUGAGUUACGAUGUCAAGGAAAAUGGGAUUAUUAUCUUUAGUAUUAAUCUGUUUAUGUAUAGCACUGUGAAAAAAGCUUUAGGGUAUUAGCAGACAGAUGGUUUCAAAUGUCUUGUGUGUAUGUUAAACUGCUUUUAUGUCUCUUCCUGUAAAGCGGAAUCAUGUUUAUAUCUAUCUAGUCUCUCAGGGAUAUCAUGUUAAUAAAGGCUAUGUCCAUAAAGUGCUCUGUUUUUCUUCUGGUAUUUCAGUGCAGAUUUUAUAUAUGCAAAUUAUAUAAAAUUAUUAGCUUGGUUAAAGUUCUUAUGAUCAAACAGUGGAUGGCAGGAAAAUAAAUUCUCUGAUUUUUUUCUUCUUGUUAUUAUAA
Molecule: messenger RNA, 5894 nt
Organism: Meriones unguiculatus (Mongolian gerbil)
Lineage: Eukaryota; Metazoa; Chordata; Mammalia; Rodentia; Muridae
Gene: Zscan29
Product: zinc finger and SCAN domain containing 29
Biological process (GO): regulation of transcription by RNA polymerase II
Molecular function (GO): DNA-binding transcription factor activity, RNA polymerase II-specific; RNA polymerase II cis-regulatory region sequence-specific DNA binding
Source: RefSeq, a predicted model, not a curated record